Schistosoma spindalis is the source of this 5931-nucleotide messenger RNA. Lineage: Eukaryota; Metazoa; Platyhelminthes; Trematoda; Strigeidida; Schistosomatidae. The record is from the annotation of a GenBank genome assembly.
CGUAAUCCAGUCGACUACCAAAAGAAGGAGGAAGGGGUGUGGUGUGUGCUGCUUAUGUAGACAUAAGUAGUAUAUGACGUGAGUACUGAACAGAAUGUCCGGCAGCAGAGAGACGAGAAGAUCGAACAAUAAAGAAUGAAAUAAGAAUUCAAUUUGUAUGAAAAUGCAAGAACAAAGUAACUAGCGACUGGUUUCAAGAGACACUUUUUGGAGUUCUAGUGAGAAGCCGUGACCAGUUGAGUUCAAUCAGGUCUAUUGUGAAAUAUUAGCUCACUGAACAUAAUGGUGUACGGUGGCAGACGUAAAGCAAGGAUUGGUAAAACAAUGUCUGCAUUCUUACAGUUGAAGUACAUUUGGAACUCAAAACAACUGUCAGCCAAUAUCAAAGUCAUAGUCUUCAAUAUGAGUGUCAAGGCAGUUAUAUUGUAAGGAAAUGAAGCCUCGAGAACUACAACAACCAUCAUCAAAAAGAUACAAGUAUUUAUAAACAAUUGUAUAUAAGAGAUACUCAAUAUCCGUUGUUGGUCGGAUAUCAUCAGCAUCAACCUACUGUAAGAGAGAACAAACCAACUUCCAACUGAGGAGGGAAUUAGAAAAAGAUGCUUAAGGUGGGUAACAUACACAUUGAGGAAAUCACCAAACUGUAUCACGAGACUAGCGAUAACUUGAAAUCCUGAAGAGAAACGGAGGAGAUGAAGGUCAAAGGACACACUGUUUCAGGAAUUGGAAUCAGACAUGAGAAGAAUAAAUAGCAACUGAAAACACCUGGGAAGGAUUGUCCAUGAGAAGUUUGGAUGAAAAAUGUUGGUGGGUGACUUAAGCUUCUCCAUGAAGGGUAACAGGGGUAAGUGAUAGAACCAAACACCAUCCUUACUUUCAUAUGACAACUCAAACAAUACAACUCAAUAUCGUUUCCUGGAGAACCAGACACCGCUCAGAUUUGAACUUUAUAACCUGAAUAAUACGGUUCAAUCCCACUUCACAGGAGUACUAGACAUCGUGAAGGUUUUAACGUUACAAACUGAAUAGUACAGCUCAAUCACAUUUCACAGGAGUACCAGACAUCGUGUAGGUUUUAACGCUACAAUUUGAAUAAUACAACUCAAUAUUGUGUCACAACCACUCAGUUACCAAUCACUCUAGUGAACUAGAAUAACAAAUAUUAUAUUACAUAGAUUACAACAGAAUAUUAAAUGCUAUUCAUAAUUGAUUUUCUUAGAUCUAAUUUCAAUCCUAUCAUAAAUAUAUUUAUCAUAUUAUAUACUUUCAUUUGAUUGGUUCAUUAUAAUCAACCAAUCAAAUCUUUUCACAAUUUUUAAUUUAAUAAUCAAUUCAUUUGAUCAUCAUCACAAUCAUCACAAUCAUCAUCAUCAUCAUCAUCAUCACUAUUAUUAACAUGAUUUGUUUAAAUUACUGAUUAUACAUAAAUUCAUUUUUAAAUUUACUAAUUCAUCAAUUAAAUGUUGAGUAGAUUUUAUAAUAAUCACUAUCUAUUUGAUUGAUUGAUUUAUUGAUUUAUUGAUCGAUUAAUUAAUUAAAAUGAACUAUGAGUAAUUAUCAGUACAUGAUUUCAUUUAUUAAAACACACAUAUAUAUAUAUAUAUAUAUAAAACAAUGAAUAAAUGCAGUUUGAAUCUGUUCAAUCUAUUCAAUUAUCAAUAUAUACAUAUUGAAUAUAUAAUUUGUAAUAAAUAGAUGUAUGUUAUUAAUUGAUAUGUCUCACUCUCGCUCACUCUCACUCUCACUGUCACUCUCACACACACACGCACUCUCUUUCUCUCGCCAUAGAUACAAUUUUUAUAAAACAAUAUAUAAACUUAUAUAAGAAAAAAGAAAAAAAAAUAUUAUUCAAUGAAAUAAAUAGAAAUAAAUUGUUGUUGUUGUUUUUUUGUUUGUUUUAUUUAAAUACAUCAAUCAUUGAAUAAUAAAAAAAAAGAAAAAUAAAGAAAAUAAAUAAAAAAAAAUAAUUAUUUUAUAAAUUCAAACAAAAUUAUAAUAUAAAGAAAAAGGAUUUCUAUUAUUGAUUUCAAUAAUUGGAUAUUAUUAAAAUAAUAAAAGAAAAAAAAAGAUAUUUAGAAUUCUAAGUGAUAUUCAACAUCAGAAUAGAAACAGAUUUGACAAACAUGAAUAAUACAGUUAAUUUGAUCAAAUCAGUGAACUUAACACAUUCAGAUCAUGCAGAUGAAAAUGUUGAAAUUUGUAUAAAUCGUAAGCAUAGAAGUUCGGACAGUUUCAACAAUGAAGAUCAUGGACCAAGUGAAAUGAAACGUCAAUGUUUAUUAUCUGUUCACAGUCCAAAUAAUGUUAAUGAUAAUAUAAAAACAAAACAUAAAUUUAAAUAUUGGCUUGUAUUUACUGUGGUAACAGCUGGUAAACAAGGUAUUGAAUUAGGAUCUGAUCAAACACCACUUAUUCAAUUUAAUGGGAUAUUAGGUGAUUUUUUUGAGAAUAAGAUUAUUGAUCGGAUCAACAUUUUUAUUCGCCCAGAAAACUUGAUACGAAUUCAACGAUCUUCUAUCGAUCUAAUCAAUAAUCCAUUUCAAUUUCAAUCAAAUAUUAAUAAUAAUAAUAUUAAUAAUAAUAAUAAUAAUAAUAAUAAUAAUAAUAAUGAAUUAAAAUCAGAUUAUUAUGUUAUUUCAUAUUGGAAUAAUUAUAAUCAUAAAAACAAUGAGUUAUCCCCUAGUAAUACAGGGAAAUUAAUUCAUUCCAUUGAAUCCAUAAGAAAUGAUAUGAAUAUUUCUAUAGAAGCAUUAGAAGCUGCUAAUUUACAGGUUAAUUCAAAUGAUCAAAUACAUAGUAUAAACUUUAAAGAAUCAAUAAUUCAAAUUUCUCAAUGGUUAAAAGAUCAUGGAGUAUUCGAUGAUCUAUUACCAAUGGACAAGUCUAAUAUCUUACUUAUCGCAGAAAAUCAUCAAUCUAUACGAAAUGUAAUACAUGCUGAAGCUGCCUAUCGUAAUAUAGAUCAUGAAUUGAUAAAUUGUUCACCUUGGUCAAUAUAUAUAGAUUUAGUUGAAUUUUGUCAACAAUCUCUCUUCCACUUCAAUAAUUCUAAUGAUGAUGAUCAAAAUGUUCGUAGCAAAGGAAUCACUGAACAAAAGGAAUAUAAAGAACAUCAUCUCCAUAGUAUCUUUGAAGCUGCUCGUGCAUUGGAGAUUAAUUCAGAAGAGACUAAAGUAGCCAGUAUUAAAGCUGAAAUAAUGGCAAAUAUAAUCAUUGAAUUAACUAAGAAAGGUUAUCAAGUGAAAGAUCCUGAAUAUGUACGUUAUAAUUAUGAACAUAAAACAUUUUCACGUAAAUUGAAAAUAAUGGACAGUCAAGUUGUUGAAUUACGUCAAGUUCCAUGGACUGCUACACCAGCUACAAUUGCUCAUUAUUUCACCGGUCUUAAUGUGCAUCCUGGUGGAGUAGCCAUUCGAUUGACAGAUGGACGACGCAGUAAUACUGCUAUCGUGGCUUUCAGUGAUUCGAUGAAUGCUCAACUUGCAUUAGCGAGAAAUCAACAUCAUUUGUGUGGUUCGUUGAUGACAGAGAUUGCAAAUAAUACAUCGGAUGUGCAUAACACGUCAUCAUCAUCGUCGUCGUCCUCAUCGAACAAUCAUGUUACAAACAACAAUAAUCCCACCAAUCAAAGUUGUGCUAAUAGUCGGAGUGAGUGUUCGACUGAUGGUAUUCAACAAGUUAUAAGUGGUUCAGUGAAACCGAUGUACUUGCAAAUUCAUGCAGCUUCAGGGAAGGAAUUUGUUCAGUGUGCUGGAUGUGAUCAAGAAUCUGUUAUAAACUUUUUAAAUCAAUUAACAAAUGGUGAACAAGUUGUAGUACGUGUACGUGGUCUACCAUAUACAACAUGUAAAAAACAAAUUAUUGAAUUUUUUAAUGUUGUACAAGCACCAAUUAUGUUAAAUGAACAAGGAAUUUAUUUAGUUACUUAUCCAGAUCAACGACCAACUGGUGAUGCAUUUAUAUUAUUUUCUAAUGAUAAUAUAGCAACUAAAGCAUUAACACGUCAUAAAGAUUAUUUAGGUGAUAGAUAUGUUGAAUUAUUUAAAGCAUCACCAUCUGAAAUGGUUCAGGUUUGUCAUAAUGUAACACUAUUUCAAUGCUCAUCAUCUGGACAGAAAACACAUUCAGCUUUAUCAAACAUUCAAUCUAAUGGAAUCAUAGGUGUACCACUAAUAAAUGGAGGAACACAAAUCAACUGUUCUAAUUUAGUCAAUUUUGUAAACAAUAGUAAUACUAACAGUAGUAAUAACAAAGAAAUUUAUUUAAGCCCAGCUCUUACACAUUUGAAAUCGGCUAUCAGUACUGGAGCCCUAUCAAAUGUACAAAAUUUAUGGAAUUCUGGCACAAUCCCUUUGGGUUUACCACAUAACUUAUUAACAUCAAGUGGAACUGGUUUAAACGACAAUGUAUUAUUAAAUAAUACAUUAGGAGGUAUAUCACCAUCCGUACCAAUCAUUUCACCAAACAAUCCUUCAGUUAAUCUUAAUCUUUUACCAAAUAUAGGCGUUACAAAUUCACUCAUACGUGACCUAACUGAUCCAACAGAUCCUGACUGUCCAUUUGCAAGACCAAUGCCAAUUGGUGGUGCAUGUGCUAUGGUUCAGUUGAAUGAAUUGCCCAUGGAAACAUCCAGGCAUGAUAUUCGAUUGUAUUUGGGUCCAGCUAAUUUUGCAAAGGUUUAUCGUAUGAGAAGGAUGGAAACUAUUUCAAACAACAACAACAACAACAACAACACCAUCAACACCAACACCACAACCACAACCACAACCAUCAACAACAACAGCAACAAUACAUCAUCAUGGUUAUUAUCAUUAAAGAAUACAACUGAAGCUAUACAAUUUAUUCAUGAUUUAAUUAUUAGACCAUUUACUAUGAAUACAUUAUAUAGAAAUAAUCCACAAAUUCAAGUAUUAUCAAAUAUUCCAACAUUUGCAUUAUAUCAUAUUGAUUAUAAUGGUAAAUUAUCAAUUAUUGAUUUAUCAGAUAGAACAUUGAAUAUACCAAUACAUAGAAUACAUAUGACAUCAUUAUUAAAAUUUAAUAAAUUCAAUUAUUCUAAUAUCAAUGAAUUAAAAUCAACAAUAAAAUAUCCGAUUAAAACAAAAAUUGAUGAUCAAAAUAUAAUAAAUACAAUCCCUUCAACAAUUCCAUUAAUGGAUCCAAAUUUAUCUAUAAAUUAUACAACCUCAUUGAUAAAUCAUAAAAAUCUAGAUUAUUAUAUAGAUUCAAUAUUAAAUCAUAUGAAACAUUCUUCCAUGACAACAACAAAUUCUGAUUAUGAAAAUUUAUUCAUCCCAUUUAAUAAUAAAAAUAAUUUAAAUAGUUUAUUCAAUAAUAAAUUAUUAUUAUUAUUAUAUAUAAAUAAUAUGAUAAAUAAUCAAUCCAAUUAUAAUUUAUCUCAUUUAACAUCAUCUAUAAUUAUGUUAACUGGUUUACCAAUUGAUGUAACCAAUGAAGAACUUGAAUCAUUAUUUAAACCUAUUCAAUAUUUAUUAAAGGCUCAACCCUACUUUAUACCAUUUCAAUAUCAUACAAAUGGAACAGCAAAUUUUUUAGCAAAUUUUAAUAAUCCAUUAGAUGCUCAAAUUGCACUACAUUAUUGUCCAAAUGGUAGUUUAAGAUCAAAUAAAUAUAUAAUAGGAGCAGCUUGUUUAUUACCAACAACACAGUUAACAACUAAUAUAAACAAUCCUAAUUACAUAACUUCAUCGUCAUCAUCAUCAUCAUCAUUAUCAUCAUCAUCAUCACCACCAAUAGUGCCUAUCCAUACAACUAAUAUGCUAAAUACUUCAAGUAUCUUAAAUCAUGAUUUAUUAAAUUCAGGAAUUUUUCUAUUACCAUCAACAACUUCAACAAUUCAACAGAAUAGAUUACAAUUUCAAUGAAAUACAAUAGAGAGACAGAUUUUCUUGUUGCUUAUACAACGUUGAC